GGAACAGAGGCAGGAACGGAACGGAACGGAGGCGGAAAGGGAACGGACCGCUUCCGGAUUUCUGUCUGAAGAAAACCGGAAGUUGUCGAUAGCUUUCUUCUUACACCUCUCAGGAGUUUGUGAGGGUCGCUGAAGGAGCGAAGGAGGACCUGCACGAGGCUGACAGGUUCCCUAGCCAUGCUGUUGCCGAUGAACAGCCAGAGCCAGGACCGCUGUGUCCUCACCUGCACUGAGUGCAAGCAGCGGGUGGAGACAGGCUGGCACUGCCCCGGGUGCGAGGACUACGACCUUUGCAUCAACUGCUACAACACCAAGGGCCACACCCACGAGAUGGUGAAGGUGGGGCUGGGCCCGGAUGAAGAGGCCGAGGAGGGCGAUCAGGGCGGCAACCAGGGGGAGAUGCAGUUCAGGAGCAUCCGGGAGGCUCGGCGCCUGAGCAUCCUGCGCAGCAUCCAGACCCUGAGGCACGCCCGCCAUUGCGGCGAUGCCAACUGCUCUCGGAACGACUGUCAGAAGCUGAAGCGUGUUGUGCUGCACACCACGCGCUGCCAGCGCAAAGCCAUUGGAGGCUGCCCAGUGUGCAAGCAGCUAAUCGCCCUUUGCUGCUACCAUGCCAAAGAAUGCCAAGAAAACCCAUGCCCCGUUCCCUUGUGCCUCAACAUCAAACAGAAGAUCCGCGAGCAGCGGCUCCGACUCCUCCGAGAGCGGCUCCGGCUCCGCCAGCAGCGGAUUGGGAACCGCCUCCUGCAAGGUUAGCUCAUGCGCCAGCCGAUGCCACCAUGAACUCCCGUCACGUGCCUCAGCAGUCUGCCAUCCCCUCCUUGAGCACCACCCUGGACACCCCCACAGCAGCCCAACACACCCCAGACACCACAGCCUCCGACUCAGUCCCAGCCCUGGCCUGUAAGCAUGUCACUAGCCGGCUUCUUCAGCUCGGCCAGAACUUCGCUCCACCAGUGUCCACGGGGAAGCCCACUAACCUUCAGCUGCAGCCCAGCCUGCAGCCCAGCCUGCAGAACCUGAACGCCAUGCAAGCCAGCGGGCCCCGACCUGCUGUCCCUCCGCAGCAGCAACAGUGGGAGGCCUGAACCCCCAGAGCCAGGCCUUGAACAUCAUCUACCCGGGGCGCAACCCCAGCGUGGCAAGAAUGAACCACAGCACAGAGAGAUGCCGCGGAGCAGCAACAGCAGCAGCAGCAGCAGGAAGGCAGCGCUGGCAUGGCUGCAGGUCUGGCAGGACACGCCCAGUUCCAGCAGCCUCAGGGACAUGAUGCCACCCACAGCCAUGCAGCAGCUGCAGAUCCAGCAGCCAAUUGGGUCCCAGGCCAGCCAAACCCUGUUAGGCAUAUUCUGUACCUUUCCCUUGCCUCAGUUUCUCCCAUGUGCUCAGUACUUUCUGUUGUCCUCGCUUGAGGCUCCUGUCCUCUCUGCCAUUUUCCUGUUACUCUCAUUUCAGGUGUCACAGGAGACAACUAAGCAGCUGAGAAAAGCAGCUCUAGACCCAGCCUCCUGCAACGGCCUGCACCUCCAUCCGACCCACACAGAGACAUAAAUAUCCCGCCCUCCCUACUCUUGCUUGCUGAAAUGGAUAUGCUGGUGUGUAUUAAUAAUACCAUUUCUAGCCCUAACCGGCUUGGCUCAGUGGAUAGAGUGUCAGUCUGCACACUCUGGGUCCCAGGUUCAAUUCUGGUCAACAGCAUAUACCUUGGUUGCAGGCACAUCUCCAGUAGGAGGUGCAGGAGGCAGCUGAUAACGUUUUCUCUCAUUGAUGUUUCUAACUCUAUCCCUCUCCCUUCCUCUCUGUAAAAAAAAUCAAUAAGAUAUACAGUGGGGCCUUGACUUACAAGUUUAAUUUGUUCCGUGACGGAGCUCGUAACUCAGAAUACUCGUAUGUCAAAUCUUAAAGUGAACGAGUGAGACACGUGAUGCUGGGCUGAUGUUGUGGCAUUCACUGUGACGUUCGCUGCACCAACUAGCGAUGGGGUAUCUGAAGCUGGCUUGUAACCCAAGUUUUAGCUCACAACUCAAAGCAAAAUAUCGGCCGAGAGAGGGCUCAUAUCUUGAAAAACUCGUUAGUCAGGACACUCGUAAGUCAAGGCCCCACUGUAUUUUUAAAAUUAAAAAAAUAAUAUUUUUCUAAAUUCUCACAACGUCUUUUGACCUGUCUGCUGUCAGCAUGGACCUAACAAACCCCAUGUGCCCCAGCAGCACAGGCUCUCAGAGAGCCACAGGCCUCUCCUCCCUGGCCAGCAGAUGGCCACAUCCCUCAGUAGCCAGGUGAGAUCUCUGACCCCUGUCCAGUCUCCAGACCCCAGUCGCAGCCUCCAUGUUCCAGCCCAUCACCACGGAUAUGCCCUAGCCUUCACCACACCACCUCUCCCCCAGACUGGUUCUCCCCACACAGGACUCCCUGUCACCUUGGCCAGCUCCAUAGAUCGGGGACACUUGGGGAACCCCAAACAUGCAAUGCUACCACAGCUGGACACCCCCACAGGAGUGCAUUGCCCAGUGAGCUGUCCCUGGUCGGUGACACCACAAUUGACAUCCUAGAAAAGUUUGUGUUGGUUUUGUAGCAUUGUGAGAAAUCACUUUUUUGUUCAAUGUUCUUUGACCAUUUGUACUGAAAUUCAAGAAUCUAGGAUCUUUUUAUUCCUAGAUGGAACUGCUACUUCCAAGCCACAGAAGGGUAGAUUGCUGUUCAAAGAAACAAUAAAAAGUAUAUGUUUUUGUUAGAAACCAGUUGAUUUAAAUGUCUCUCUUUUUGCUUUCUUAAAAAUUUUUUGUUCCUA
Molecule: messenger RNA, 2788 nt
Organism: Myotis daubentonii (Daubenton's bat)
Lineage: Eukaryota; Metazoa; Chordata; Mammalia; Chiroptera; Vespertilionidae
Product: histone lysine acetyltransferase CREBBP-like
Exons: 2
Coding region: 178-756 (192 amino acids)
Source: RefSeq, a predicted model, not a curated record